GCGCCGCGCCGGCGACAGAGCUCGGCUGGUGCCUGACGCACGUAGACGCGAAGUAAAGGCGGACAAAUGAAAACGGGCGGCGGCGUCCCUCGCCGGCGCGGACACUCUGGACUCCCCUCUAGGUGUCCAGGUCUGCAUUUCCCUCGUCUUCAGAGGGUCCUGUCCCACAGCGCGCCCUUUUGUCGUGGCGUCGGCCGCACUGGCAGGUGGAGGUGCCGCUUGGGGCCACAUGCUGCCCUCUUGCCCAGAUGUUUGACCUACGGUGGGAAAAGGCAGCUGCCUCCAGGUUGGAUGUGAAUGGAUCAGGCCUGGGACAGGGCCCAUGGGCCUCGGCCAAACACAGCCACUGUCCAAGUGCGGGAGCUGAGCUGGCUGGGCCUGCACAACCCCUGCCCCCAGAUCAAAGACCGGGGCAGCCAUGGGGGCGGCCAGAGCCAGCAGCUGGGGGAGGAGCACCUGGCGCCCACCCGGCUGCAGGCCCUGGCUCAGGCCGGUGACCUCCGACAGGUGAGCGUGCUGGAGCUGUGCGUGGACACCCGCAGGAACAGCCUAGGGAACUUCGGGGUGCACCUGCCCAACCUCAGCCAGCUGAAGCUGAACGGCAGCUGCCUGGGUUCUCUGAGGGACCUGGGCACGGCCCUGGGCCGCCUGCAGGUGCUGUGGCUGGCUCGCUGCGGCCUGGCGGACCUGGAUGGCAUCAGCUCUUUCCCGGAGUUGAAGGAGCUCUACCUUUCCUACAACGGCAUCGCAGACGUAAGCCCGCUGUGCCUGCUGGAGCAGCUGGAGGUGCUGGACCUGGAAGGCAACUGCGUGGAGGGCCUGGGGCAGCUGAGCUACCUGCAGCUGUGCCCGCGGCUGGCCGUGCUCACCCUAGAAGGCAACCCCGUGUGCCUGCGGCCAGGUCCCGGCCCCGCUGACACGGUGCCCGAAGGCUACAACUACCGGGCAGAGGUGACGAAGCUCAUCCCUCAGCUGCAGGUCUUGGAUGAGGUGCCAGCCACACACACGGGCCUGCCGACCUCCCGGAAGCUGGACCAGGACUGGCUCAUGGUGAAGCAGGCCAUCAAGAAAGGCAGUGUCCUGGACAGCCCGCACCCCGGGCUGGGUCGUCCCCAUGGACCCCCUACUUGGAGACUCGGCCCCAAGCUGUCCCCCCCCGAGAUCCAGCCCUGGGUCCCCAGACCCUGGCCCCUCUCCCUGCUGGUCCCUGGAGGUCCCCUGCCUGAAGACCUUCUUCCCAAGGGCCUGGCCCCAGAGGAUGAUGCCAGCAACCUCACCCACGGUGCCGGCCGGGUCCUCUGCGGGAACCCCACCAAAGCCCUGCAGGAGCGUCGGCACCAGGGCCAGGCCUGGGUGUACCCAGAGAAGCUGCCCCCUCACAGGCCAGAAGACCUGGCCACCGGGGUCUCCACCCCCAGGCCUGACCCCGUGGACAGCCGUGACCUCCGGGCCUCAGCCGGGCUUCAGGCCUUGAGGGAGCCACGCCUGCGACCCCUUCCCCGUAGGCGCCUGGAGUCCGGAGAAGAAGGGACCACAGCCCCCUGGGGCCCCCAGAGGGCCCCUGAAGAACAAGAGGACGAGGCUGGGCCCGAGCCUCGCUCCAGACCCCCGAGCCUGGUCCCAGAGACUUCCAGGACCUUGGACUACAGCCUGAUCCCCUCUCCGCCCAAGUCCCUCAUGUCAUCUGACAGGGGCAGCAGCUGGGGGUCCACAGAUCUGCAGUUCCGGGGGCGCCGGCUUAGGGCCCUGGGGACUUUGGGGUCUGACCCGGGUCAGGGGCUGGCUGCAGUGACUGCCCUGAGAGCCCUGGAGGUGGCCUCAGGCCCCAGCCCUCGAGCCAGAGGAUGUCCAGGCCCAAAGCCAGCACCAGAUCCAGCUGCCAGACCCCUGGCCUCCGGUGCGUGUCACACCUGAACCCCAUCACCACAGCCCAAUCCCUCCCUAGCGCCAACCCCCACCCACUGCCAGGCCGGCCUGGGCUGUGGCCAGUGGCCCCAGUGUGGUCUGGGGAGCACCAUGUGAACCCUGGCCUCACAGAUCCCGGAGCAUCUGGGUGAGUGUGGGGGAGGGAAGUGGGCCUGGCCCAGGAGAGGACCCUCCUGGUGGAGGGAAGUCAGGCGUUGGGACCGCCAGGGGUAGGCAGAGGGAGAGCCCAAUGCCCCACCUCAGGCCCAGCUGGCCCCCUCUUCCAUGCGGCCUGGCCUUCUCAGGAGGCACAGGUCUGGAUGAGAGUGGGUUGGUCCCAGGCCCAGGAGGCUGGAGCUGGGCUCUGUCCAUUCCCAGGCCGGCCCCCCGGCUGUCCCAGGGCGCUGAACCACCGCGGGGCUGCCGCGGUCCCGCGGGGAGGGGAGGCGCCUGCCCUAGGCCAGCCUGGGUGUGGCCAGGCCUCCCAUCCCUGGUGGACUUGCGGGUCCCCCGGCGGCCAGUUCCCUCCUCGCGGGGCAGGCCAAACGAGGGAACUGGCCAAACGAAUCAUUUGCGACUCUCAGGUGUACAGAAACGCGGUUUACUUAGUAGGCGGCGUGGGUUCAAUAAAUUAUGCACCUGGCA
Messenger RNA from Sus scrofa (pig), 2550 nucleotides. RefSeq names its product leucine rich repeat containing 56 (gene LRRC56). Gene Ontology annotation, molecular function: protein binding. Lineage: Eukaryota; Metazoa; Chordata; Mammalia; Artiodactyla; Suidae. The record is from RefSeq and is a predicted model, not a curated record.